Molecule: messenger RNA, 3546 nt
Organism: Eutrema salsugineum
Lineage: Eukaryota; Viridiplantae; Streptophyta; Magnoliopsida; Brassicales; Brassicaceae
Exons: 4
Coding region: 1-3546 (1181 amino acids)
Molecular function (GO): nucleic acid binding; RNA-DNA hybrid ribonuclease activity
Source: RefSeq, a predicted model, not a curated record
AUGACAAUCUGUGAGGACAACCCCACCCAGGUCGGAGGACAUAUUGGCGAAGAUGUUCAUAGUCCUGUGCGACCUCAACCUGAUAUGCAACAGACUAGAGCGGAACCGAGCUUGAGCACUGAAACCCGCCAUGUGUCGACAGCUGCCUUCGAUCCAACCACACUCAUGAACGCCUUCGCUGCUCAAAUGCAGGAACUGGUCCGAAGCAACGAUGCCAAAUUCACGACUCUUACCGCACAGAUUUCUAGCUUGCAACAAGAGAGUCCGCUUAGACGACGAAACCUCAUCAGCGACUUUCAGGGAGAGCGAGACCCGCAGCACACAGCGGCACGGUCGGUAAUACAGCAACAGCAACAGUUCGAAAGCCCAUCCCAGCAAGUGCGAGCUCAGCCGACUGCACGCGACCUAGAAAUCGAACGGAUGCAGGCCCAACUGCGAGAGAUCAGUUCCAAAUUCCACCAAGCCAACAGCUCGGCACCUGAUAUCGACCGCAUAAUCCAGGAAGCACAGAAAACACCAUUCACUUCCCGAAUUACCAACGUUCCCGUCCCCAAUCUAGAGAAGUUCAAACUGCGUUCGUAUGAGGGAAACUCGGACCCAAGGCAUUUCCUUACAUCGUUCGGCAUCGUCGUGGCAGACUGCACGGUGGAUGACGCAGCCGCCCUCGAAGCGCUAUACCAGAAAACGUGGUACAAAUCCCCCUUUCAUAAGGAGCUUCGCAGGAAUAGACCACUCACUCUCGAGGACGCGCUUCACAAAUCGAACCUUUUCAUCGCGGAAGAAGAGGAGGAAGCCGCCAAGGAUCGGCAGUAUUCAGCGUCAAAGCCCGACCAAACAUUGACUGUCGAAGACAACUCGGAAACAAAAACCCAGUCCGGCAAGCAACGCGGAGUAGUGAACCAGGCCGGGCCAUCAAAGCACAAGUCAGGACGGCCACCAAAGUCUUGGAACACAUGGAACAGAGAAGACGAUACACCGCUGAGUGAAUGUUUUUGCGAGUACCACGAGCGAUAUGGGCACAGCACGAAAGAAUGCCGGCAUUUGAGGGACUUCCUACUUCAACAGUUCCGCAAGGGGGAGGUCGCCACCACGGAUUUGCCUAAGCCCGGACCCCGACGGCCGAACCUGCGACAAAACAAACCCGGGAACCAGGAGACCGCGAAGGCAGCUAAGUCCGACGAAGAGCAGGCCACCCCACCUAAACGAGACCGUGAAGCGCCUAAACGGGAAACGAACGUUCCCAAAACCAGGAAGAAGGUCAACAUGAUCAUGGGAGCCCUCGAAUCAUGCAACUACUCCGUCAGAGCACUGAAGGAGUAUAGCCGGCAGGCAUCGAGUUCGCAACCCCAGACAACGGUAGCCACUGUACCACUAUUAUUCACUAAUGCCGACCUGCGGGGAGUGUAUAUGCCUCAUAACGAUUGCCUCGUCGUCGAACUUCAACUCGGAGACGUUGAAGUAAGUAGAAUACUUAUUGACACCGGAAGCUCGGUAAACGUCAUAUUCAAAGAAACUAGAACAGUCGGAACGGUGAAGAUACCAAUCUAUGUUGGUGGGUCAGCACGGAUGAUCAAAUUCUUAGUCCUCAACAAGCCGGCGAUAUACAAUGCUAUUUUGGGAACAUGUUGGCUGUUCGACAUGAAAGCUGCCGCAUCGACAUUCCAUCAAUGUGUUAAGUUCCCGACCCCGUCAGGGAUCUACACCCUUAAAGGAAGCCAGACCGCAUCUCGAUUAUGUCACCUUACCGAAUGCAAACUCAGCCUUGCGCAAACAUGCGUCAUCAGCCCUUUUCAGGAGGACCGCGCGGCCGCGGUUAGUCAGUUCGGGCCACCAAAGCAGAGCCGAGUCGAACAGGUCGGCAUCGACCCGACGGACCCAGAAAGAUAUGUUGGUAUUGGGGCCGAACUCGACAACAACAUUCGGGAAGCGCUCAUCAGUUUCCUCCAGAAGAACAAGAGACGCAAGCUCGGACCCGAGAAAGCACGGGCAGCCAACGAUGAGGUUGAGAAACUACUUAAAGCCGGCUUGAUCACGGAAGUUCGGUAUCCGGACUGGUUAGCAAACCCGGUAGUCGUGAAGAAAAAGAACGGAAAAUGGAGGAUCUGCGUCGACUUUACCGACCUGAACACAGCAUGUCCCAAAGACAGUUUCGCACUACCCCACAUUGAUUGUUUGGUAGAAGCGACAGCCGGCAAUGAACUGUUAUCUUUCAUGGAUGCUUUCUCGGGGUACAACCAAAUACUGAUGCAUCCGGAUGAUCGGGAAAAGACUUCGUUCAUCACAGAUCGGGGAAUCUACUGCUACAAAGUCAUGUCCUUCGGCCUCAAAAACGUAGGCGCCACGUACCAAAGACUCGUAAACCGUAUGUUCGCCAGUCAGCUCGGGAAGACGAUGGAGGUGUACAUAGACGACAUGUUGGUUAAGUCUCUGUACGCCAAGGACCACAUAGCACACCUAUCGACGUGUUUCAAUAUCCUUAACGAGUACGCAGGAGAUUUCCUCGGCUAUAUCGUCACAGAGCGUGGUAUUGAGGCCAACCCUAAGCAGAUAUCUGCAGUCUUGGACCUACCUUCCCCGACUUCAAGGAGAGAAGUUCAAAAGCUCACAGGUCGGAUCGCCGCUCUGAACAGGUUUAUUUCCAGGUCGACCGAUAAGUGCUUGCCGUUUUACCAGUUGUUACGAGAUAACAAGCAUCAUACUUGGAGUGCAGAGUGCGAAGACGCCUUCAAGCAGCUGAAAACAAUCCAGAUAUCCAACCUUAGAAAAUUGGCGCUCGCAGUGGUAGUUUCUGCUCGGAAGCUUCGACCGUACUUCCAGUCUCAUUCUAUCACCGUCCUGACCGACCAGCCGCUCCGCACCAUUCUUCACAGUCCAAGCCAGUCAGGUCGCCUCGCAAAAUGGGCCGUCGAACUAAGCGAGUACGAGAUGGAAUACAAGAAUCGAACCAGUGCAAAGUUCCAAGUACUGGCCGAUUUUCUGAUCGAGCUUCCUAAAGAAUUCGUCGUCGAACAGCCGCCCCACGAACUGUGGACAUUGCACGUUGAUGGAUCAUCAUCGCACCGAGGAUCGGGUGUCGGAAUUCGCCUGAAAUCCCCGAACGGCGAAAUCCUCGAACAAUCAUUCCGUCUUGAGUUCCCAGCAUCCAACAACGAGUCUGAAUACAAGGCCCUACUUGCCGGACUGCGACUAGCUAAGGAACUUGGCGUAAAACAUCUUCACGCCUUUUGCGAUUCGCAGCUCGUUGCAAGCCAGCUAAGUGGUGAGUACACGACUAAAAACGACCGAAUGGAUGCGUACUUGAGAGCAACUAAGACGCUCAUUUUGGAGUUUGAAACGUUCAAACUCACAAAAAUCCCUCGCGGAGAGAAUUCGUCAGCAGAUGCCUUAGCCGCUCUAGCCUCCAGUUCCGACCCACACAUGAAGAGAAAAAUCCCGGUCGAGAGCAUCUACGAGCCAAGCAUCAAAACCGUACAGGAAUGUAACGUUGCCACCCAGCGACGGAACUACGACGAAAACCCAAACCCGAUCCCGCCAAAAAUGCAAUGA